Suillus discolor is the source of this 1498-nucleotide messenger RNA. RefSeq names its product DNA repair protein endonuclease SAE2/CtIP C-terminus-domain-containing protein. The coding region runs from base 170 to 1219 and encodes 349 amino acids. Gene Ontology annotation, molecular function: damaged DNA binding; Y-form DNA binding; flap-structured DNA binding. Gene Ontology annotation, biological process: DNA double-strand break processing involved in repair via single-strand annealing; double-strand break repair via homologous recombination. Gene Ontology annotation, cellular component: site of double-strand break. NCBI's taxonomy places the organism in Eukaryota, Fungi, Basidiomycota, Agaricomycetes, Boletales, Suillaceae. The record is from RefSeq and is a predicted model, not a curated record. The transcript has 6 exons.
GCUAUUUCCUAGUUAUUUCUUUGCGCAUGGAUUGCAACUCACCGAAAGGCCACCAUUACAUAAUAUUCUGCAUACUACUUGAUUAGACAAUGGUCAUUUACGACCGUGUUCACUAGCGCUCAAGCGCUCACUGCUCACUGUUCCGUGUUACAUGCAUCGAUACUUUUGAAUGUCUGCUUCCAACACUCAUGACACGUCUACAUUGUUGUUGAAGAUAUCAUCUCUGCAGGCCGAACUUUCACACCUCCAACACCGGUAUGAUGCCCUACUUGCCGCCAAAGAGCGUGCCGCCGAGAGGUACAAGACCGACUACAAAAAGUGGCGAACUGUCAAGCAGUGGCUUUGCAAGAGUUCCGAUUGUGGCAAGGAGGUGCAUCCGUUACUGAAGGAUAGUAACUAUGAUGUCUAUCGGAGAGCCUCUAGUAUCGACAAACGACGCAAAUUUGAAGAAAUAGGUCCGGACUUGAGUGCGUUUGACGAGGAGGAGAAGCAAACGUCCAAGACGUCUUCUGAUGCUAUGGGCGGGCAGCAGGAGGUACCAUCAACUCUCCACGCUUCGCGUAGAGAAACGACAAUCUCAACGCAAGUUGGGAUGCGGUCUGCCACUCCGUUCAAACCCCCGUUCCCGAUACACGAACACUCUACUGACGAAGAACUAGCAGCCGGCACGUCUGUCUUACAGAGUACCACCUUGCGUCGAGAUCCACCCAAGAGACGCGGGAGAUAUGCCCAGGCUACUGAUGCGACCACUAUCAAUUCACGCUUCACUAUAAGCAAAGAACGCAAUCACGGCGUGGACUUUCAGUACGAUGAAGUGGUCAAGAGCCGCGAGGGGCGAAAACAGAUGCUUGCUGACGAUUGUGAAUGUUGUCGUAGUUACUAUGAAGGCGUUGGACCACUGCCCAAACCUCUCCAGAAACCACUUUGGCGUUCACCCUCUUCAACACCUACUAAGAAACGUCGAUUAUCCUUUGACAGCCUCUCAGACUGUAAGGAAAACCGCGAAGGUAUCGAACACCACAAGAAAGAGAUAUCACGACAUCGGCACCAUUGGUAUCGUGCCAAGACACCACCCGGCUACUGGGACAUCGGUUUCCCUGAUACGCAAGAGACAAGCGACAUCAACCGACGUGCCGCAGAGAUGUAUGCACAGAAAUUGGUAGAGGUUGAAAACGAAGCACGGAGUGGCAAGGGAAGAUAUGUCGAACGGAUAGCAUGAGUAUAUAAUAUUCCUGGCAGGGCCAUCAGGUGAUAUCAUAGAUAUUUGUCCUCGGGACGAUACGAAGAACUUGACCCGAUAUCACAUCACGCAAGGCGGAAUGGAUCACAAUAUCUUCCUCAUAGUUCAACUGCCUUCCAUGUUAGGAUUUAAUUCUGUCGACGACAUCAGGGAGGCACACCAAUUAAGCAUCGCGAUCACAAGAAAGUAUGACUGACCCCAAAACCUCAAACGUCUACGCAAUCGCCCUUGGUUCCACUCAUAGAAGGUUACCUAGGU